Molecule: messenger RNA, 1194 nt
Organism: Tetrapisispora phaffii CBS 4417
Lineage: Eukaryota; Fungi; Ascomycota; Saccharomycetes; Saccharomycetales; Saccharomycetaceae
Product: alkene reductase
Exons: 1
Coding region: 1-1194 (397 amino acids)
Molecular function (GO): FMN binding; NADPH dehydrogenase activity
Source: RefSeq, a predicted model, not a curated record
AUGAACUUUGUCAGCGGAUUUAAGCCAGAGGCUUUAGGUAACACCAACUUGUUCAAGCCAAUGAAGAUUGGUAACACUACCGUCAAGCACCGUGUUGUUAUGCCACCUUUAUCAAGAAUGAGAGCUAACGAAGACCACGUUCUAGACAAGGACUGGACCAUCAAGUACUACGACCAACGUUCCAAGAGAGAAGGUACCAUGAUCAUUGCUGAAGGUGCUUUCCCAUCUGCUCAAUGUGGUGGUUACGCCGGUGCCCCAGGUAUCUGGUCUGCUGAACAAACUGCUCAGUGGAAGAAAAUCAUUCAAAAGGUCCAUGACAACAAAUCUUUUAUGUGGGUCCAAUUAUGGGUUUUAGGGAGACAAGCUCCACCAGCCAACAUGGCCAGCGCUGGUUUACGUUUUGAUUCCCCAUCUGAUCUUCCAUACCAAAAUGAAAAGCAAGAGGCUGCCGCUAAGGAAGCUGGUACUGUUCAACAUGGUAUCACUAAGGAUGAAAUUAAGCAAUACGUUGCCGACUACGUUAACGCUGCUAAUAAUGCUAUUGCUGCCGGUGCUGAAGGUGUUGAAAUUCACUGUGCUAACGGUUACUUAUUAAAUCAAUUCUUAGACCCAAAAUCUAACAAGAGGACUGAUGAAUACGGUGGAUCUAUUGAAAACAGAGCUCGUUUCCCAUUAGAAGUCGUUGACGCUGUCAUUGCUGCUAUCGGUGCCGAAAAGGUUGGUAUUAGAUUCUCCCCAUACGGUAUCUUUGGUGACAUGUCUGGUGGUGACAACCCAAUGUUGAUUUCUCAAUUCUCCUACAUCAUUGGUGAAUUAGAAAGAAGAGGUAAGGAAGGAAAGCGUAUCGCUUAUGUCCAUGUUGUCGAACCAUUAGCUACUGAUUUCAUGUUAACUGAAGGUGACGGUAUCUUAGAAGGUGUCACCAACGACUUCGUUUUCUCUAUCUGGAAGGGUCCUAUCAUCAGAGCUGGUAACUUAUCCUUAAACCCAGCUAUUGUUAGAGAAUACGUCAAAGAUGAUAGAACUUUAAUUGCAUAUGGUAGAUAUUUCGUUUCCAACCCAGAUAUAGUCGACCGUGUAGAAAAAGGUUUACCUUUAAACAACUACGAUCAACCACACUUCUACACCAUGACUGCCGAAGGUUACAUUGACUACCCAACGUAUGAUGAAGCUAUUAAAGCUGGCUACAAAUAA